Messenger RNA from Nematostella vectensis (starlet sea anemone), 2452 nucleotides. Its product is annotated as WW domain-binding protein 11. The coding region runs from base 155 to 1789 and encodes 544 amino acids. The record is from RefSeq and is a predicted model, not a curated record. Gene Ontology annotation, biological process: mRNA cis splicing, via spliceosome. Gene Ontology annotation, cellular component: spliceosomal complex. The transcript has 11 exons. Lineage: Eukaryota; Metazoa; Cnidaria; Anthozoa; Actiniaria; Edwardsiidae.
CAGACAUUUGACGCGGGUAUCCUGAAAGCGUGGUUACCAAGACGUCGAAGACGCCAUGUUGGACUAAAAGCACGCUAAGGAGAAGAAGGGGAUUGUUUAGAACUAGAUUUCCAAGCUCGUAUCUCGCUUCGGCGAGAGGUAUUAGUUCCGAAAGAUGGGGAGGAGGUCAACGUACACCACCAAGAGUGGGAAGUUUAUGAAUCCGACCGAUCAAGCCCGAAAGGAGGCAAGAAAAAGAGAAUUGAAAAAGAACAAGAAACAGAGGAAAAUGGUGAGAGAAGCUGUUCUGAAGACGAAAGAUCCUAAGAGAAUCCUUGAUGAAAUUGAGAAGAUUGAGACUUUUGAGAUUGAUGCUGGUGCUGAGCCUCUUCCGAAUGACAAAGCACUGAAAGACAAGAAAAAGAAACUUAGAGAGACUCUCGAAAGAUUACAAAAACUUUAUGAAAAAGAUGACCCAAGAAAAGCUGGUGAAAUACAAAAAUUAUUAGAUGACAGUGACCAAAGAAGACAGCAUGCCUAUCUGGAGGCUUAUGAAUCAAAGCGCGUAGCUGAAAUGAUGGCAAUGGAAUAUUCCGAUAUCCCUCUUCCUACUGGGAUACCCCUCUCCCAGCCAGGAGUACCUAUGCCGAGCGAUAUCCCUUUACCAGGCGCAUUACCUGGCCAACAAACACUACCUCCAGGACUUAUCCCCCCUGGUCCACCCCCUGGUGACCCCCCUGUCCAAUCAGGGAAAUCUAUUCCUCCAGGAGUGGCACAACCAGGCCCUCCCCCAGGGGCACCCACUAUCCACCCCCCUGGUGUGGGGCCUGAGGACCUUGGUGAGCUUGGCAGGGGCAGCCAUGGUAAUGACGAUGACAGUGAUAGUGGUACAAGCGAGUCAGGACUGGAUGAGGAUGAGUAUAAUCCAGAGGUCGGCGCUGGUUAUGGGAAGACAGAUACAGGAGCAGAUGAUUCUCAAGACUCUGAUCGACCCAGAAGUGUGCGGUUUGCUGAUGAAGUUGAACCGGCAAAGGGAGAUGGCUCAACAUCAUCUGUACAAAAAGCACUGCUUAAGAUUGCUGGCCAGGCGGACCAAGCCAACAGAAAACCUGACAACAGACAAGCAACUCCUGGCCCACCCCCUGGUGCCCCACCCGGCCCGCCCCCCCGAGGAAUGCCACAAAUGGGAGGCAGCUCCAUCCAGCCCAACUUCCCAAUCCGACCUCCCCCUAACAUGAUGGAAAAUCCCCCUCGCAUGUUCCCCCCGGGCCCCCCUCCUGGAAGACCCCCAGGGCCACCCCCUGGAAUGCCGGGUGGGCUCCCCCCUGGGCCGCCACCUGGGAUGCCUCCUAAUAUGGCUGGUAACCUCAUGAACCGGGGGCCUAGGCCCCUGAUGCAGCAGCCUAUGAUGCCGCCUGGGGGUCCUCCUCCGCGCAUGAUGAGACCCCCUGGACCACCAACCAGGAUGAUGCCACCACCACAGGGUGCAGUGCUGUCUGCCCCGCCCUCGGUUAUAAGCAAGCCACCCAUGGCAAUGGGUGAUGGCGCCCCAGCUGGGAUCCUUAAAAAGGAAGGUGCAGCAAUCAUCUAUGCCAAACCACAGAUUCGAAAUACACAGGCUGAGCUAACCAAACUAGUCCCGACCUCACUCAGAAUCAAGCGUGAGGCGCCCAAGACAAAGGGCAAAUCCAAGGAAGCCGAGGAGCAGAUGAUGUUGCAACCCCAACAGCCAUCACAUCCCGUUACUGGAAAAGCUACAAAGGACGAUGCUUAUGCCCAGUUUAUGAGGGAAAUGGAAGGCUUACUUUAAGAUUGCUGUGAAAUUCUUACUUAGAUCUACCCAAGGAAGGUGCAUUCCAAGACAUUUUAUCCAGUGAGGGAGGUCACAUUUAUAUCUUAGCAAGCGCCCUGAGACAUUUUGUACAGUAUUUAACUAAGGCAUGUUCCUUUUUUGUUGUGGUGUUUGUUCUUGUUUGUUUGUUUCCUCUACCCUGUUACUGUAGUUGUUUUUUAAGCGUUGUGCUGUGAAUCAAAGACAUUGUGCUGUGAAUCAAAGAGAAUCACAAAUGUAAUACAUUAGCCUUUUUCUGAUUGUUUGAGGUUCUAUACUUUUUGUUGCUGUUCUUAAUCCAAAGGUUAUGUUCCUAAAUAAUGGUUAUGUUCCUAAUCCAAUGGUUGAAAUUUAUUUUAGGGACAGCACAUGAAAUGUAUGACAUUCAAUGGUUUAGCAAUAUUAAGACAGUUCAAACUAAUACUCACACAUCCACAGUAAAACAUACACUUAUUUCUUCUAUAUAAGUACUACAAUAAGAUUGUUAUUAUUUUCCUCAGAGAAAAGACAAUAUACAUAAAUUGUAUUACAAUUUCUUUUUAAUGUGGACAGAAUAAUAAAAAAAAAAUUCAACAUGAAAUGCUACUUACACACCUGCUGUUACCCUCAUUUUAGAUAAAAUGAAUAAAAAGUAACCACAUA